UAAUGCUACCUAAAUUAAAUCAAGCUUCAUCAGUAUAAUAUGUGAAAUCUCAAGAAGAUUUAAGCAUAAAUGAAGCCAAAAGACGUUAAAAAUAACUUGAGUUAGAAUAACAAAAUGUUGAAAACAGAAUCAAAUAACUUACUAAAGAGAAUGAGAAACUGUCCAAAAAAGUUUAAAUGGCUGAGUAAUUAGCUCUAGAUGUUUAUGCUUCACGUCUUGCUUAGAAGAUUAAAGUAAUUGUUUAUUUCUUAAAAAAUACUUAGAAAGAACAGAAAUUACAAUAAUAAUCUACUGUUGAUCCAUUGAAAUAUUAAUAAACUUAAUAUGAAAGAAUGAAUCUUAGGAAAAUGAAAUAAGAAGUAAAAGAAAUGAAACAUAAUGAUGCAUAAUUGAUGAAAAAAUCAAUUAAAUACGAAUUGAUGAGAGCUAAUGAAGAAUAAGUCAAAAAAGCAUAAAAUUUGAAAUUAAGAGCUGCUUUAAUUAAAGAAGAUGAGAAAUUAUCUUAGGCAGUGAUUCAAGAGAAAUUGUUAGAGAAAUAAUAGAAAGUUAGAUUAUUAUAAGAACUUGAAAAAUAAAAGAUUCUAAUGGAAAAUGAAAAGUAUGAAUACUAAAUCAAAUAAUUGGAAGCUUAAGAAAUUAAAUUAGUAGAAAAAUUACAAGCUACACAAUAGAGAGAAUAAGAUGUUAAAUAAAAACUAAUGGCAGCAACUAGACUAGCUCCAGAAGAAUUUGAUAGAACUUACUUGGGUGGUUAAUCAAUCAUUUGUGAGUAAGGGAAUCAAGUAAGAUCAUAAAUAUAUAUAUAUAGGAAAAAACUUAAGAAGAACAGAAGGAAUAAUUAGAAGAACCAGAAAAAAAUGAUUAAGAAGAAGCUAAAGAAGGAUAAUAAGGGACAUAAACUGAUUGAA
Paramecium pentaurelia is the source of this 908-nucleotide messenger RNA. Lineage: Eukaryota; Ciliophora; Oligohymenophorea; Peniculida; Parameciidae. The record is from the annotation of a GenBank genome assembly.